AUGGAAACAUCAAGUAACCUUAUAUGUCAUGGUCAUCCUUUGACACCUUCACCCGGGUUUGCUUUGAGGUGUUAUUGGUGCAAAGCUGGUGGUUACAUCAGUAACGGAUACCGUUGCACCGAAUGUGAUCGUUGGUUCCACAAAGAUUGUGUUAAUUCUAAAUUUCCAAAGAUAUUUUAUCACACUUCUCAUCCUCAACAUCUUCUCAUGCAUACCGACAUAGUUAAAUACUCUACGGUUUCUUGUCACGUGUGUCGACUACCCAUCUACGAUGAUUGGACUUAUCAUUGUUUCAUGUGUAAAACAUUCAGCUCACACUUGCCUUGUGCGAUAGAGGCACCAAGACUUACUAUUGAACAUCCUCAACGCCAUAAACAUCCACUUGUGUUCUUCCCAAUAUCAGGAAACCCGACAAAUCUUUGUGAAGUAUGUAAAGAAAACAUUGUUGUCGAAUCAGCUUAUCGAUGUUUUAAGUGCAAAGUCGUCCUCCAUGUAGAAUGUGAGAAUUUACCAGAGGUAAACCAUCCCUGUCACCCUAAACACUCUCUCAAGAUUUAUAUCUCUGGAACACUUGAUUACAUUGAUAAUUCAUGUCUUCUAUGUGGUUUCAAAUUUGAAAGUGUGCUUUAUCAUUGUUCCAUAUGUAACUUCAGUGUGUGCUUGGGUUGUACAAGCAUCCCACCUCCUGUCAAUGUUGAACGUAUAAAAACUCAUGAGCAUAAACUCACACUUAUGGCGAGACAAAUCUCAUUUACUUGCAAUGCUUGUGGGAUGCAAGGUGACCGUAGCCCAUAUUUUUGUUUCCAUUGCGGUUUUAUGGUCCACCGAAGUUGCAUUGGCUUACCCCGUGUUAUAAGUAUUAAUCGUCAUGAUCAUCGCAUCUAUCAUACUGAAAAUCAAAAAUUUAGUUUUGAAGAUUCGGUAUGCAAGGUUUGUCUCCAAAGUAUUAACCGGUUCUACGGGGCAUAUUCUUGCUUAGUGUGCAUUAACUAUGUUGUUCAUUCAAAAUGUGCAACAAGAAACGAUAUAUGGGAUGGGAUAGAACUUGAAGGGGUUCCAGAAGAAACCGAAGAUAUAAUGUCGUUCAAGGAGGUGGGUGAUAACAUGAUAAAUCAUUUUAGUCAUCGACGACAUAAUUUAAAAUUAAGUAAAGAUCUUACUACUCUUGGCGGAAUUGUGAGCAUACGUUGUGAAGCAUGUAUGCGCAAAACUUCCUCGGAAAAACAUCAUAUGUCUCACGACAAGCCAUUUACCUUACAUGUUCGAGACGUGGACUUACACAAGAUUAAGAUUUGCAAUGUUUGUGGAGAAAUGUUCAAUGGUUUCAGAAAUGUUGAGUUCGUUACCGACUGUUCAGAUUUGGUGAAGAUGGUGUCUUCUCCUACCGAUUGGCCGGCUUUCUCUGUCUACCUCGAUGAUAUCACUACUGAUAGGGAAGAAUUUUCGUCAUUCUCUUUAUCGCUAGUACCUCGAAAUUUGAAUGUAAAAGCGGAUUAUUUGGCUCGACAAGCUCGAUCCACUCCGCAAUUAGUCAAGUAUGUAAACAAUUGUCCGUCACAUUGGCUCGUUUGA
Capsella rubella is the source of this 1572-nucleotide messenger RNA. RefSeq lists its product as uncharacterized. The record is from RefSeq and is a predicted model, not a curated record. Lineage: Eukaryota; Viridiplantae; Streptophyta; Magnoliopsida; Brassicales; Brassicaceae. The transcript is spliced from 2 exons. Bases 1 to 1572 code for a protein of 523 amino acids. Gene Ontology annotation, molecular function: nucleic acid binding; RNA-DNA hybrid ribonuclease activity.